Neurospora tetrasperma FGSC 2508 is the source of this 576-nucleotide messenger RNA. RefSeq lists its product as uncharacterized. The record is from RefSeq and is a predicted model, not a curated record. Gene Ontology annotation, cellular component: preribosome, large subunit precursor; nucleolus; nucleus. NCBI's taxonomy places the organism in Eukaryota, Fungi, Ascomycota, Sordariomycetes, Sordariales, Sordariaceae. Gene Ontology annotation, biological process: endonucleolytic cleavage in ITS1 to separate SSU-rRNA from 5.8S rRNA and LSU-rRNA from tricistronic rRNA transcript (SSU-rRNA, 5.8S rRNA, LSU-rRNA); ribosomal large subunit export from nucleus; ribosomal large subunit biogenesis. Gene Ontology annotation, molecular function: protein binding. The annotation marks the transcript as partial. The transcript has a single exon.
ACCACCACCACCAAACUCCCCGUCACAGUCGACAAACCCACCCCCUACACCUUCGACCUCGGCCUCCUCCUCGCCAACGACCCCAACCCCCUCCUCCUCGACCGCUCCACUCCACUCGAACCCCAACUCGCCACCAUCGCCCGCGACGGAUGCCAAUCCCUCAUCAACCAACUCCUCACGGCCUGCCCCAUCAGUUCCACCCCCGCCGGCGUCUUACUGUCCCUCCCGCCUCCUCAAACCCCUCUCCCGCGCGAGAAACCCGUGCCGACGCCCAAGGCCGAAACGAAAUGGAGCCAGUUCGCCAAGCGCCGCGGCAUCAAGCCCAAGACGCGCGAGCAGCGACGCAACCUGCAGUAUGACGAGACGACCGGAGAAUGGGGCCGCAAGUGGGGAUACAAGGGCGCCAACAAGGCGGGUGAGGAUGCGCCGAUUAUUGAGGUCAAGAAGAGCCAGGAGGAGAAGCGGAUGGCGGAGGGGAAGAGUGUGAGGGGGGAUAAGAGACGGGAGAUUAGAGAGCGGGUGAAGAGGAAUGAGAGGAAGAUGAGGGCGAAUGAGCGGAGGGAGAGUGGGAGGAAG